AUUAUUCCUAAGUAUUAACAUUAUUAUCAUAGAGCAGAAAUAACUUUAUGCUGGUUUAUUUAUUAUGUAAUUUUAAAUUAAUUACUCACAUUUGUUACUCACAUGGAUACUAAUAAUAAUUAAUAAAAUUAGAAAAAAAAUCAACCAAACUAUUUUUUGUUUCCAACCCUAUUCAAUGCAAUAACCAUUAGUAACUAUGGCUACAAAAUUAUGAUAUGAAGUUGAUUUAAUCUAUUAAUUUUUUAAAAAAAGAAUUAUAACUAUCAUUAAUAAACAGUCUUUAAUGUGUACUUUAAUAAUAUGAAAUCACCUAUCUUAUGGUUGUUUUAAUCAGCUAAUAAAGGAAACAAUGUCAUUUAUUUGUAAAAAAUCAUCCUACUUAUUAUUCAAUCUAUUUUUCUAUAAUUUUAUUCAUAUUUAUAAUGUUGUUAAUUUUUCCGCUUCGGCUGUGCAUCAAACGAAUACCACAAUGUAUCUUACAUCUGGAUAUGAUUCUUCUCAUUCACUUCACCUUCCACCAUCACCUAUUUCUUCUUCUUCUUCUUCUUUGUCGUCGUCAUCUUCGUCAUCUACAGAACAAGAUCAAUUAAAUUUAUUCCAUCUAAUUGAAGAAUCUCCAAAUGGUACAGAGAUUAUUGGUGUAUCUAAAUAUUUACAUCAAUAUAUUUCAGUUAGUUUACAACAGUUUCUUACAAUGAAUAAUAUAAAAAUAGAUGUCAAUAAUAAUAAUAAUAAUUUCUUCAAUAAUGAUAAGUUCCAAUUUAAUUUUCAAUUACUCGAUAUACAUGAUCCUUUAACAAAUGCAUUACAUUUAGAUCCAAUGAAUGGUAAAUUAACAAUUCAAAAACGUAUUGAUCGUGAAUCUAUAUGUAGCAGUGGUAGUGUAAACGGCAAUGGUAUCAACAAUAACAUUAUGAUUGGUAGUACUAGUAGUAGUAGUUAUAGUAGCAGUUCACAAUUUCCAUUGAAUAAUCGUCCAUCAAUGUUCUUACAAAAUAAUAAUAAUAAUCCUAUGAAUAGGAUAUCAAAUAAUUUAAAUAAAAAAUGUAUUAAAACAUUGAAUAUUUUAUCAACAAUACAAAUAAUAGAAUUAAAUGAAGUCAAUAUUAAAAAAAUACCUAUCAAUUUAUUGAUUAUCGAUAUAAAUGAUAAUAAACCAAUAUGGUUAUCAAUUAAUAAUGGAAUCAAUUAUAAUAAUAAUAAUAAUCAUCAUCAUUAUAAUUAUACUACUACUACUACUACAACUACUAAUGGUAAUAAUAAUCAUAAUGAUAUACCAAAUAUCAUUGUACAAAUAUCAGAGACACCAAAUAAUAUACAAAUAAUGCAUGGAAUAGAUGAUCAUUCAACAAGUAUAAAACAAAGAUAUCAACAAUCACGAAUCAAUUUACCACGUGCUUAUGAUCCUGAUGAAGGAAUUAACAGUCAAUUAACAUAUCAUCUUCAAUCAAUUAAAAAAUCAUUAGAUUAUACACAUAAUUAUGAUAUUAAUCAAUCCAUUAAUCAUAAUAAUGAUGAUAUUCCAUUUAUAAUAGAAGAUAUACCUAAUAGACCAUUAGAAUUAAUUCCAACUAUAAAUUUAGAUUAUGAAUUAAAACAAAAUUAUGAAUUUUAUUUAUUAGCUAUAGAUUCUGGUUUACCUAAACGAACUGGUACAGCAUUAAUUAAAAUCAAUAUUAUUGAUAUUAAUGAUCAUUCACCAAUAUUUAAUCAAUCAAUAUAUUAUCCAUUCAAUCAAUUUAUUAGUGAAAAAACAUUACCUGGUACAAUUAUCAUAAAUUUAACAGCAACAGAUCAAGAUGUAUCCUACAUAAAUAAUCAUAUACAUUAUACAAUGAUUCCUGGUACAUUAGCUAUGAAUUAUUUUAAUGUACAAUCAAAUGGUUUAAUUGUAUUAAAACGUUGGUUAGAUUAUGAAACUAUGGAAACAAGUACAAUAGAUAAUCAAAUUAUAUUAAAUUCAUUAUUGUUUAAUAAACCAACACAAACAACACCAUUAAAUAAUAAUAAUAAUAAUAAUAAUAAUAAUAAUAAUAAUAAUAUAGAUAUUAAUACAAAUCAAAAUUAUAAAAAACAAUUUAUAUUUCAAGUGAAAGCUGUCGAUUCUGCACCUCAACCAUAUGAACUUACUAGUACUGCUAUAGUUAUCAUUCCUGUAAUUGAUGAGAAUGAUGAAGCACCAAUUAUAACUGUGAAAUUUCUUGGUACAUCAGAAAUGACAAGUUAUGGUGAAACAGGAGUUGUCAAAGAAAAUGUUCAACCUCCUAUUCAAUUAGCCUAUGUACAAGUUCGUGAUCCAGAUUUCGAUGGAAAUGAUCAAGUUAAUUGUAUUUUAACAGACAAUGUGAACUUUUCAUUGAAACCAAUUAAUUCACUGGAUCAAUUUCAUCAAAUCAAUGAUAAUUAUCAUGAAAUCAAUAAUCAUUUAGAUUUACAAUCAUCAUCACAAUCAAUUUCAGCUACAAAAAAUGAUUAUAUUUUAAAUUUAAUUACUAAACCAGAUCGCGAAAAAAAUCCUUUAUAUUAUGUACGUAUAAAAUGUAUUGAUCAAGCGUCUAAUUUUAAUGAACAAACUAUUCGAUUACGUGUAUUAGAUAUGAAUGAUGAACAGCCAAGAUUUCAAAAAUCAAUAUAUCGAUUUGAUCUACCAGAGAAUAGUGAUAAACAAUUGAAACCAUUAGGAUAUUAUCGAUUAGAUAAAACAAGUAAUACUUAUUUAACAAAUCAAACAUCUACAAUAAAAGAAAUUGUAGAUGAACGGAAAGAAUAUAAAUCUGAAGGAAUAGAUGAUCGUUAUGAAUAUCGAAUAGGUCGUGUACUAGCAGAAGAUAAUGAUCAAGGUGAAAAUGCACGUGUUGAAUAUUAUUUAGAUGAGUACUUUUUAGAAAUACGAUCGUCAGUUAGUUCAGUUUUACCUUCAGCUUAUUUAUUGAUUAAUAAACAAACUACAGUAGAAGAUAAGAACUUAUUUAUUUAUCAUAAUGAAAAUGAUAAUAAUAAUGAUCAUGAUAAUAAUAAUAAUAUUGAACAUAGUCAUGAACUAGUCAGAGUUGAUCAAUUAUUCCGUAUUGAUUCACAUACUGGUAUACUAUAUGCAUUGAAAAAAUUUGAUGGUGAAAAUGUCGACAUGUUUCGUUUUAAUGUAUUCGCUUUAGAUCAACCAAAUCAAUUAACAUCAAUUCGACAUAGUGGAACAGCUAUAGUUGAAAUCAAAAUUACAGAUGUUAAUGAUUGGCCACCAUUAUUUAUAUUAACAAAUCAAUCUAAUAUUAAUCAUACAGAUACUACUACUAAUAAUAAUAAGGAUAAUAUAAGUAGUAUGAAAAAUAAACAACAAUAUUUUAAUAAUUUAUUUAAAAAUGAAAAUUUUAUUAUUGAUAAUCAUUAUCGAAAUGAAUUACAUUUUGUUAAUAAUUAUGUAUUUCAUAUAAAAGAGAAUAAACCAGCUUAUUGGUUAGUUGGACGAAUUAUGGCAAUUGAUUUAGAUAUUGAAAGUAAAGCAAUGACAUAUAAUAAUAAUAAUAAUAAUAAUAAUAAUAAUAAUAAUAAUAAUAAUAUAAACAAGAUAUCUCCUCCAUCUAAAACACCAUUCAUUUCAUCAUCUUUAUCAUAUAUUACAUUAAGAAUAUCAAAUGAUUCACCAUUAAUAAUACGUCGAACAUUUAAUUUACAUGCUACAAAUGGUUAUUUAAGAACAUCAAUGACAUUAGAUCGUGAAAAACAAAAUAUUUAUAUAUUUAAUGUCAUUGCUUAUGAUGGUAAUCCAUCAACUGUAACAUCACAAACAUCAACAGCUACAGUAACUGUAAUUGUAGAUGAUGAGAAUGACAAUGAUCCUGUUUUUAUUAGACCUGCUAUUUCUACUACAACAUUAUCAUCUAAAUCAAAAUCAACUUUAAACUCGAUCAAUAAUAAACUUACAAACAAUAUUCAUAAACCAUAUUCUAUCAAUUCACUAAUUAAUGAUAAAAAAGAAAAUGAAUUACAAGCAAAACAAGAUGAUCAUUUAAAAGUUAAUUGGCCCGCCUCCCAUAAUGAUCAUAAUAACAAUGACAAUAAUCCAUUGAAACAAAUGAAUCAAGGUGCCAAUAAUAACGAUGAUAAUAAUUUAAUACAACAAACUAUACAAUUCAAUCAUAAUGAUAAAUCAAAUAUACCAGUUGUAUUAGUUCAUAGAAGAGAAAAAACUAAUGAUUUCAUUAAUGGUGAAGGUGAAGCUUCCAGUUUAACCGAAUCUAGACCAUUGCUACAAAUUGAAGCCACUGAUGCUGAUAUUGAUGAAAAUGCUAAAAUUACUUAUGAAAUUGGAGCUGGAAAUACAGAUAGUUUGUUUGUUUUGAAUUCAGAUACUGGGGUUCUGUCUUUAUCGCCUAAUCUCUAUUCAAAAUCUGAUCAUUUUAUACAACCAUUAUCACAAAAUACAAAUCUGAAUCAAAAUCCUAUAAAUCCUAUCACAUAUGUUCUACGUUUCGAAGCUUGUGAUCACGGUUUACCGAAACGUUGUGCUUCACCUAUUUGGGUACAGUUAGUAAUUGAUCCAAAUGAAUUUCCACAUCUUGUUAGAUUACCACAUUUAACAAAUCCCCUAGAUUCAUCUUUAGUUACUAACCAUAAAAAAUCAAAUGAUCCAUCUUCUUCAGUAGAUCAACAAUUCAUUGGUUACAUGAAACAAUCUAAUACAGCAAUGUUACCUGGUCAUGUUAAUUCGAAUUCAAAUAUUAACAAUCAUGACAAUAAUAACAUUGAUUUAAAUAGAAAAACGAAUGGUAAUUUUCAUGGACAAGAAAAUUCUGUUAGUAAUAAUAAACGUUAUCCACCAAAAUUUACCCAAUUUAAAAAUAUUUGGGAUAUAAAAUCUUCACUGGAUCAUCAAACGUAUGAUAAAAAUGUUAGAAAUCAAUACUCUUCAAGUUAUCAACAGUUAUCUGAUUCAAAAUUCAGAAAACAUCCAGGUAUAAUGCAACAAUAUCCAAAUGGACAUGAUGAAAACUAUAUAACUAAUAAUAAUAAUAAUAAUCAUGGAAAUAAUCAAUCUAAUAGUUUUGUCAUCAGUGAAGUUGCAGUAGUUUGCUUAAUAAUCGCAUUUAUUAUUUUGUUGAUCGCUAUAAUGGUACUGAUUUAUUUGACUAGGCGGAAAACACUUUUAUUACCAGUACCUACUUCUAAAUCCUACUUGAAAGACGGUACCUUUAGAUCGAAUCCAAACAGUUGUAACUUAAAAAGUAAUCAAGACAAUAAUGAAACAAUAUGUGCACCAGUUGAACUGUCAAGAAACACUGCAUCAUUAUAUCGUGCAAUCCCAGAUAAUAUGAUCAGUGCAACAGACAUUACAAUAAAUUCUAAUGAAAUGUCAUGUAUUAAUGAUAGAUCUAUUGGCGCUACAGAGAAAUCGAUAACUUUAUCAACUGAUAUGCUUCAAAAUCCACAUGAUUCUUACCCUCUUAUUCAAAGAAAUUCUGAACCUCGACUUCUAUUUAAUACCACAUUGAGUAGACCAACACAUCAACCUGCUUUGGUUACAUCGGAAUUACAGAGCAAUGUAAAUAAAUGCACAUAUAACCCACAGUGUGUACAAUUCGAUGUCGAUAAUGAAUAUCAAUGUUUAGCUCCAACAGUUGAUAAUAGAAUAUCACAUAUUUCACGUUGUUUAACUCCAUUUUUUGACCAAAGGUCACGUCAAACUAUCCAGAAUGUUGAAGCCAUUGACGUAAACCAUAUAGGCACUAAUAAUCGUAAUUGGUUACCAAUGAGUCUACAUCAAUUGAAUUCUCCAGUGAGUAUGAGUCACCAGUCAAUCAUUUAUACAGAAUCAACAAUGAAUAAUGAAGGACGUGAACAAAUGCCAUCUAAAACGCCUACAUUAAUCUAUGCUAUGUCACCUAAUCUGAAUAGACAUCCAAUGCAUUUUCGAGGUAAUUCGCUACCAGUUUAUCCCAUAAAUCAAUUACAAAAUCCCACAAAUUUAAGAUCAUUUCAGCAUCGCUUCAAACCACAACAGCAGGAACAUCGAAACCAACAACAUCCGCUUUCUUCUUACCAGGAUAUUUCAUUACUACAAGCAACAUUAAGACGACACAAUCAUCAAUCAAUUGUCAUGAAUACUGACCCAAAUCCUAUGCUAACUUAUCAUCAUCAUGAUACAAAUCGGUUGAUUUGUUCAAGGGAUCAAAUUCAUUAUAAAACAUUUCAUGCCCCACAACAUCAUGAUGAUCUUCUUAUAUCUCCUAGAAUAAUAUAUACGGAUAAUUUAAAGAUAUGUUUACCAAACAAAACUAAACACCAUCAUCACCACCACCGUCAUCAUCAAUCACCUUUACCAUUAGAAGAUGAACAAGAAUGUCAACAAUUAUUAAUAAAAAAUCAAGAUGAUAUUAGUAAAGAUAAUGAUCAUAUUUGUGAUGAGAAUGUCAUAUCAAGCAAUCAUGAACCAUCAAAUAACACUGACAAUAAUAAUAUCAAUAAUGAUAGUAUUAAUACAACAAUAACCGUAGAUCAUUUAGAGGAAUUACCGAUUUAUGUUAAAUCUAAGAAUUCAACUAUACCUUUAAAUAAUAAUAUCAACAUGUCUAUUGAUAAUGAAACGGAUUAUAUUGAUAAUCUUAUCUGUAAUGAUCAAACUAAAAAUGGAAUAUUUCAUCAUUCAUUUCAAUAUUCACCAACUAUAACUAGUUCAUUACCAUUGAUCGUUGAUAUGAAUAAUAAUAAUCAUCCUCAUCAUCAUGAUCAUCUUCAUCAUGAUAAUCAAAUGACCGAUAAUUCAAUUCAUUCAAAGGAAAUGAUCAAAUCAGAACAUUAUGGAUUAUCAAAAUCGAAUGUAGGCAAAUAUACUUAUAAAACAAUUAGAGAAGCUAGUUUUGUUUAAAAUAAAACAAUAUUGAAUAAGAACAGUUUUAGAUUUUAUUUAAAAAAGGAUAAACACUUAAAUACGUUUGUAUAUUCUCCUUUUUUUUCUUUUGUUUCUUAUUCAAAUGUACAUUGUAAUGUGGUAUUAUCAUUUCAUAAUGGACUAUCUAUUCAAUAGGAAUCAAAGUAAAGUUUAAAGAAGUUUACUGUGUUAUUGAAUAGGUUCAAUAUUCAGUAAUGAUAACAAUAUUGAUGUUUAUUUAGAUGAUUAUUAUUUUUUAAUUUCGUAAAAUUAUCAUUGAAAUUGAAAUACUUUUGAAUGAAAAGAAUAAAAGAUUUAUAGUGACUCACGUGCAAUUGAGUUUAGUUCAGUCAAGGCCUUUUGUUGACCUAUUUAAUGGACAAAGUCAUCCAUGAUAUAACAACUUGUUGUACUAUCUUUAUUAUUACGCUUGUAUGAAAUACAUAUGCUUGAACAUUGUUUAGCGCCUACGCAUGUAUUCAUUCUGCUAGCUUCAUUAUUAACUGCUUAGUCUAUUUGCUGACUCAUCCAUUUUCCUAUACAUAUAUAUAUGUGUACAUUUUCACCCAUUCACUACAACCACUACUACUACUACUACAACUACUUGCUACUGCUACAAUCGUAGUUCGCUUGCUCAUUCAUUUUGCCUCUCUGCUGUCUGGUCCGAAUUAUCUACUAAAUAAACUGUAGUAGCUGCUUCUUUUUGCCUUCUGAUUUCAAACAUCGUUGAAGAUUAUACGAUAACGAUUCGAGGGUGAUUAAUUAUCGAAGCACAGCCACUACAGAAUUGGUAAUCCCGACGUGAGAACGGAAGCAAAUUUUGGUGAAAUAAUCAAAUCCCAAAAAUCCGAUUCUUUUCAUCUCAAUUUGGAUUAUCAAAUGAACUAUAAUUACAACUGUGGAUUUAUAUUAUUAUUCUAAUUACACUUACAUUAUUUCGCAAACAUUAUUAAACGUCACAAUUAUAAUCAUAAUAAAUAACAAUUAUCCAUAAACAAUUGAUAUAUUGGUGCAAUUUAGUAAGUCUGUUCCAUUUUAUAAAUUGUGCCAUUUUUUUAUUAUCAUUGUUUUUGCCCAUCUAUUCUUCCUUGUGACUGUUAAGUUAUUUUCGUGUGCUACCUAAUUUUUAUAAGCAUGUCUUAUGAAAACACAGCUUCAAGCGUACAGCAAGCCUCGUCCGUGAGGUCUCUUAACCUCCCUGCCCCUUCUUUUAAAAUCACAGACCCAAAACUUUGGUUUAUAAGACUUGAAAAUUAUUUUCUCGCUAACCGCAUUCUUUUGCAAAAGGAUAAGUUCGGCCUGACAAGCACACUACUCCCAGACGAAGUAGCUGACAGCGUUCGAGAGGCACUAGCAAAACCAGACACAGAAAAACCAUACGACGUGCUAAAAGAAGCAGUAAUUAAAACUCUCUCUCUCAGUGACCAACAAGCCGUCGAACAACUUCUUAACCAAGUACAAAUUGGAGAUAGAACCCCAUCACAACUAAAAAAUUAUAUGAAAAGUCUACUUGGCGAUAGACACAUUGACAAUAAUCUCUUUUAUCAACUGUGGCUCCGCCGACUCCCGGCAAAAAUACAGCAGAUCCUAGCUGUGGGAGAUACGGAUGCUGAUUUAGACAAUAUAGCAAAGAUAGCCGAUAGAAUAUACGAAAGAAGCAAGCAAGCGAGCCCUCCACUACACAACGUGACGGUAGACGAUAGACUUGAUACUCUACAGAAGGAAAUAAAUGUUUUAUGCCGCAAACUCACAGAAUUAACGCAGAGAGAAAAGCCACGAAGGUCAUCGCGAGAUCGCUCGCGUGAAAGGACCCGGUCAACUUCUAGACGACGCACAACUCCCGCGAUAUGUUGGUAUCAUCAAAUGUUCGGCUACAGGGCUAGAAAGUGCCUACAACCUUGUAGAUUUAACAGGGCUAGUAACCGAUACUCACGAGUAUCAAUGGCAACGGCAUCAACACACAUAAUGCCUGAAAAUAGUCGCCUCUUUUAUAUACAAGACCGAACCACUGGCGCACAAUUCUUAGUUGACACUGGAGCGGAAAUUAGCGUAGUACCUCCAUUUAACGAGGAAAGAAAAAACAUUAAUCCGUCAUUAGUGCUAAGAGCAGCAAACAAAUCAGAUAUUAAGACAUAUGGCAAACGGAAAUUGUCCCUAGAUUUUGGACGUGGUGCUUCAUACCGCUGGAACUUUGUCAUAGCAGACGUAUCGAUGCCCAUAAUAGGCAUAGAUUUCUUAUGUAACUUUGACCUGCUAGUAGACUCUAGACGACACAGACUUAUAAACGGCAGUCAAACCACUUCGAUAAGAGGAAUACUUACGGAAGCCGUUUCAAUGAACCUUGUGAUAGAUAAAAGUCGUGGUGAUCCAUAUAAAUUGUUGUUAAGGGAAUUCCCUGAACUCGUAAGAGUAACAUACAAUAAAGCGGAUCUCAAACAUUCUAUUCAGCAUCACAUCGUAACGAAUGGUCCACCAAUCAAUGCAAGACCAAGAAGGUUAGAUCCCAAAAGACUAGCCAUCGCAAAACAGGAAUUCGACAAGCUAAUGAGGCUAGGCAUUAUAAGGCCAUCGAGCAGCCCGUGGGCAUCCCCGCUACAUAUGGCCCCGAAAAAGAAUGGAGAGGUUAGGCCAUGUGGAGAUUACAGAGCACUGAACAAACAAACAGUAGCUGACAGAUACCCUAUACCGCACAUUCAUGAUUUCACCUACAGUAUAGAGGGCACUACUAUCUUCUCGAAGAUCGACUUAGUCAGAGCAUACUACCACAUCCCUGUUGCCCCACAAGACAUACCGAAGACAGCAGUAACAACCCCAUUUGGGCUAUAUGAAUUCCUGCGUAUGCCUUUUGGACUGACUAACGCGGCACAAACCUUUCAACGGUUUAUCGACCAGGUCAUUAGAGGUUUACCUGGGGUAUACGCGUAUAUUGACGAUUUAUUAGUAGCUAGCACCACUAAAGAUGAGCAUAUACAACAACUACGGCAAUUAUUUAUACGACUCAGAGAACAUGGUAUUUCUAUAAAUAUUGAGAAAUGUGAAUUCGGAAAAGAAUCUUUACAGUUCCUAGGUCACAAUAUAACUUCUCAAGGCAUCACACCAAUAGCAACAGAAGUCGACGCCAUCAAAAAUUAUCCCCUACCCGACUCAUGGAAAAAGUUACGCCGAUUUCUCGGGUUAAUAAAUUAUUACAGACGAUUUAUCCCGAAUUGCGCGUCAAUAUUGCAACCACUAACAGAUGCAUUACGCGGAAACGCACGGACAUUCCAAUUAUCACCAGACGCAAUUCAAGCAUUCGAGAACGCUAAAAAAGCACUAAAUAAAGAAGUGACACUAACUAGACGAAAGAGCGAAACACCGUUAGCUAUCAUGACGGAUGCAUCAGACGUAGCGGUAGGAGCCGUUUUACAACAAUUAGUAAAUGGCAUAUGGGAACCGCUCUCAUUUUUUUCGAAAAGACUGAAUCCGACACAAACAAGAUAUAGUACUUUCGGAAGAGAACUCCUAGCGAUUUACUUGGCAAUAAAACAUUUCCGACAUAUGAUUGAGGGUACCAUUUUCACAAUAUAUACAGACCAUAAACCCCUCACGAAAGCAUUGAACGCCAAACAGGACAACUACUCGCCGAGGGAAAUCCGACAAUUAGAAUUUAUUUCCCAAUUCACGUCCAACAUACAGUAUAUCAAAGGUAAUAGUAACGAAGUAGCAGACGCAUUAUCCAGAACGAUGGUCAGUGCUCUCAUCCAGUCUGAAAUCGAUUAUCACAAGUUAGCAGCAUUACAAAAUAUCGACGUCGAGUUAAACAGACUAAAGUCUGCCAACACAACCUCGUUAGUUCUCAAAGAAACUCCAUUGGAAGAAGUAAGCAUCACCUGCGAUAUUUCUACAGGUCAACCAAGACCAUUUAUUCCAAAGCCGCUAAGGCGAAACAUUUUCGAAGCCAUGCACAAUAUUUCGCAUCCCGGAAUAAAGGCCACCAUCAAACUAAUCAGCGAACGUUUUGUAUGGCCAAGUAUGAAUCGGGAUAUUCGUAAUUGGACGCAAGCGUGUAUAAAAUGCCAGAGAGUUAAGAUACAUCGCCACACCAGUUCCGCAGUAGGUCAUUUCCGUCAUCCCGAUAACAGAUUCGAGCACGUACAUAUCGAUAUUAUAGGACCACUGCCGGUUUCGAAUGGUUUCAGUUACAUUUUCACUUGCAUUGAUAGAUUCACACGAUGGCCUGUAGCUGUGCCCAUAAAAGAUAUUACAGCCGAAACUAUCGCAAAAACCCUAGUAGAGCAUUGGAUUUCCCAUUAUGGUGUACCUACUAAUAUCACAACCGAUAGAGGAGCUCAAUUCGAGAGCCGCCUCUUUCAACAACUCACAGAACUACUCGGAAUCAAACGAAUUCGCACAACAUCCUACCAUCCGAUGUCGAAUGGUAUGGUAGAGAGAUUGCAUCGGCAACUUAAAGCUUCUCUUACAGCUGUCAUCAGCAAUAACGAUUGGGCCAGCAAGCUACCGUUAGUCAUGUUGAGCUUAAGAUCAACAAUCAAACAAGAUAUAGAAUGCUGCCCAGCAGAAUUGGUUUAUGGAACCACACUACGUCUGCCAGGAGAGUUUUUCACCGCAAGUAAAAGCGUCCCAACUGAUAUAACGGACUAUGUACAGCGUCUUAAGCAGCAUAUGAGUAGUCUAAGGAUAACGCUUCCGAGACAACAUCAACGCCGUGUGUACAUACCCAAACAACUAAGUGACAGUACACAUGUGUUUAUAAGAAGGGAUAAUGUGCAACGUCCCUUACAACCGGCCUACGAUGGUCCAUUUAAGGUGAUUAAGAGAGACGACAAAACUAUCACGGUAGAAAAAGCUGGAAAAACGGAUGUAAUUAGCAUCGACCGAGUCAAACCAGCUUUCAUCGAAGCCUACGAUCAGCCAGUACAUACAGAUACUGCGAAAACCGUUGAAUCAUCGAAACGUCAG
Molecule: messenger RNA, 11824 nt
Organism: Schistosoma intercalatum
Lineage: Eukaryota; Metazoa; Platyhelminthes; Trematoda; Strigeidida; Schistosomatidae
Source: the annotation of a GenBank genome assembly